Molecule: messenger RNA, 2133 nt
Organism: Trifolium pratense (red clover)
Lineage: Eukaryota; Viridiplantae; Streptophyta; Magnoliopsida; Fabales; Fabaceae
Product: putative zinc finger protein At1g68190
Exons: 4
Coding region: 794-1843 (349 amino acids)
Molecular function (GO): zinc ion binding
Source: RefSeq, a predicted model, not a curated record
GAAUUUUUCUGAUGUCAAGAGAAACUCAUUAACCCCUUUACUCUAACUUACACAUCCAAACGCCUUAAUCAUUUUGUUCAUUCUUCUAAAUAAUCGCAAGCAUCAUCUACAAUGUAAAUCUCUUUUAAUUUUCUCCUUCACUCUCAGUUGCUCUAUAAUUAUGUGUGAUUUUAGUAGAAAUUCUCAAUAAGUAAAGUGUUGGCACCUCCGCAUGAAGCACGAGAUAGUGGGCCCAGACUAGCUGUUUGGCCCAUGCCGGUAGAUGUAACAGGCGUAAUCCGAUUGGCCCAACGCGGGUAAACUUUCGGAUUUCUUAACCACAUACACACAUGACACAUGUAAGGCUACACUUUUGGUUGGAUAACGUCCUAAAUGGACCCCACAUCAAUGUUCCACGCUGGAAAGUUCCAUGUCUCAAUUGUACAUGUCAUCUUCCCAAUUGGGUAAAAACUAGAGCUAUGCAUGACUCAUGCUUCAGAAUCUAAUUGUACAAUACAUACUGCAAUAAUAGGAAGAAUAAGAAUAGAUGUGUAGAAGAAGAAGAAAGAAGCAAAAAUCAUCAUCUCCUUUCCAAACAAGAUAAACAAUACUUGUUUACUUUCUCUUUUGGAUCAAUUCAAUUCAAUUCCCUCUCUCUCUCUCUCUCACUUGUUGAUUUUAUUACUAGUAAACUAUCAUAGGAAAACUUCAUAUAUAACAUGGUAUUUCCCCUACUACAAAAGGCCUCUACAAGCAACUGUGAGAUUUCAUAAUUUCAGAGGUUUUUUCAUGUUUAAAAUUUGCAACCAAAGAAAUGGAGAAAGUUUGUGAAUUCUGCACAGCACUAAGGCCACUUGUUUACUGUAAUGCUGAUGCAGCAUAUCUUUGUCUAUCCUGUGAUGCAAAAGUUCAUUGGGCAAAUGAAUUGUCUGGCCGGCACAUCCGGACCCUUGUGUGUAACUCGUGCAGAUGCGAUCUUGCUUAUGUUCAGUGUUUGGAUCACAAAAUGUUAAUCUGUCGAGACUGUGAUCAAAAGUUGCACGAUAGUUCUUCACCGCAUCGCAAACGAGCUGUCAAAACUUUCAUCGGCUGCCCUUCUGCUAAAGAGUUUGCAGCACUUUGGGGAUUUGAGUUUAAGGAGAUUGAAAAGAGUGAUGUCAGUCGGAAGGAUCAGUUUGCAGUUGCGUCUAUUUCUUCUGUUUUUACGGAUGUGAAUGUGAUCAAGCAUCAUCGCAUUCAAACUAGGGUCGCUUCGACAGCAUCUGCGACUAAACUUGAUAAGGGAUCCAGCAGUCAACAAGGCCAGGUAUUGUACCGUGAUCAAGAGCGGCAAACUAUUCUGCAACAGAUUGUUGAUUUAAAACGGUUUCAGCUAAAUGAGGAGAUUCACCAUUCUACAAAGGUAAAUGGACUACAAGUGGAUGACAAAUUCAAUCAGCAAGUACAAAAUUCCCAUAAUUUUGCUACUAAUCUUCUGGGAGAAAACAAUACUAUUGCGGAGCUGAAUCCCGAAACUUUCUCUUCGGCAUUUUCUCAACUUGAUAAUUUGUCUUCAUCUUCAAUUAUGGACCUUCCUUUGCAUGGAGAGUUAUUUUGGACUUGCAAAGGCUCACUUCAAAGUAAUCAGGUGUGGCCGCAAAAUAUUCAAGACCUGGGAAUAUGCGAAGAACUUGUUUGUGGAGACGAUUUUAACAUACCGGAUGUUGACUUAACAUUCCAAAACUACGAGGAACUAUUUGGAGGAGAGCAAGAUCCAAUUAGAGGAGUAAUGUUUGGUGGAAAAGAUGUCACUUGCUCUUCUUUGGAGAAUGAUAUUGACAAUCCAAGUGCAAUGGAGGUCAGAAAUUCAACAACCUUCACUUAACACAUUUUCACUUCCUCUCAGCAAGAGGAAAAUUUGAAGAAACUCCACGAGUUUAUACAUUGAAUUAUGUUGACAUAAAUUCAUAUUGUUGUCCAUUAUUAUUGGUCGUGCCAAAUAUUUAUUUGGAAACCAUUCAAAUGUAAUUUCAUUUAGAAAAGUUACCAUACAUACCACCAAAAAAUUGUUGCAGUCCAGAUUCAGAAACCAUGCUAAUAUGUUACUUUGAAACGGUUGCCAGUUUCAUGUUAUAGAAAGAAAGAUUCAAUAAAAUUAUUUUUUGGCACGCACAA